AUGCUCUGUCAGUUUCCUCCUCCGCGUCCUCGGCGGCGUCCGCUUCCCAGGCGAAGCCGCAGGCACCCGCGAGGGCACAGGCAGGGGCUCCCGGCGGUUGGCCUGGCAGGGGUAGGACGGCGGUAGGAGCUGGGCGCGCACGGUUACCGAGCGUGGAGGAGACACUGCCCUGCGGCGAUGGGUGCCAGGGGCGCUCCUUCACGCCGGAGGCAGGCGGGGCGGCGGCUGCGAUACCUGCCCACCGGGAGCUUUCCCUUUCUUCUCCUCCUGCUACUUCUCUGCAUCCAGCUCGGGGGAGGACAGAAGAAAAAAGAGAAUCUUUUAGCUGAAAAAGUAGAACAACUGAUGGAAUGGAGUUCCAGGCGCUCAAUCUUCCGAAUGAAUGGUGAUAAGUUCCGAAAAUUUAUAAAAGCACCACCUCGAAACUAUUCUAUGAUUGUUAUGUUCACUGCUCUUCAGCCUCAGCGGCAAUGUUCUGUGUGCAGGCAAGCUAAUGAAGAAUAUCAAAUACUGGCUAACUCCUGGCGCUACUCGUCUGCCUUUUGCAACAAACUCUUCUUCAGUAUGGUGGACUAUGAUGAGGGGACAGAUGUUUUCCAACAGCUCAACAUGAAUUCUGCUCCUACAUUCAUGCAUUUUCCUCCAAAAGGCAGACCAAAAAGAGCUGAUACUUUUGACCUUCAAAGAAUUGGAUUUGCUGCUGAACAACUAGCAAAGUGGAUUGCUGACAGAACGGAUGUUCAUAUUCGAGUCUUCAGACCACCCAACUAUUCUGGCACCAUAGCUUUGGCCCUGUUAGUGUCACUCGUUGGCGGUUUGCUCUAUCUAAGAAGGAACAACUUGGAAUUCAUCUAUAACAAGACUGGUUGGGCCAUGGUAUCUCUGUGUAUAGUUUUUGCUAUGACUUCUGGGCAGAUGUGGAAUCAUAUUCGUGGACCUCCAUAUGCUCAUAAGAACCCACACAAUGGACAAGUGAGCUACAUUCACGGAAGCAGCCAAGCACAGUUCGUGGCCGAGUCACACAUUAUUCUGGUACUAAAUGCUGCUAUCACCAUGGGGAUGGUUCUUCUAAAUGAAGCAGCAACAUCCAAGGGAGAUGUUGGAAAAAGACGGAUAAUUUGCCUAGUGGGAUUAGGCCUGGUGGUCUUCUUCUUCAGUUUUCUACUUUCAAUAUUUCGUUCCAAAUACCACGGCUAUCCUUAUAGUGAUCUGGACUUUGAGUGAGAAGAUGUGAUUUGGACCAUGGCACUUUAAAACUAUAACCUCAGCUUUUUAAUUAAAUGAAGCCAAGUGGGAUUUGCAUAAAGUGAAUGUUUACCAUGAAGAUAAAGUGUUCCUGAGAUAUAGUUUGAAUUCUUGAGUUCAUAUCCACGUUGAUUGUGAUAAUUCUAGCUUAUUCUUGUACAAUUUUUGAAAUGUGUUUUCCUAGCCAAUUUAAUUUAUAGAAGUGGAUAGUUAAGAUUCAUAUUAGCACUGGAAAGAACAAGAAAUAUUGAAGUGUUUUCAAGCAUAUUAUAUUCAGUGUAUGCUGUAGGACUGAAAUAAAUGACAAUGUAAAUUAUGAAUUCAUGUGUUAGAACUGUUCACUCAUUAGUAAAGAAAACCACAAUGUUAGUAAGGGAAAACUAUGAAAUAUAUGUUAAAGAAUCCUUAAGGUUGUACAGAGAUAAGGUAUAUGCAUGAAAAUAUGUCACAUACUGAGAAAAUAUAUUCCUUGUCAUUUCAGUAUAAAGGAUGUGUGUAUGGUUACAAAUGUUUUGUUGUGAUUACUCACAAUUAGAGGCAGGGAGCUGGGUGAAUAGUGCCUACAACUUAGAAGCUUAACCUGGGAAAUGGGAGGUUUUUUCCCCAGGACAUGAAUUUUAAAAAUAAACAGGUCUAAAUCAGUAAGCUUGAAGGUAUUAGGUAUCUGGAAGCAACACACCAGAACUAGAAAUUAAUUCCCUCUCUAAAUUUAGAAGGGUCACCCAGGAAUCCAGACUUGUGAUUGCAAAACUAACCCUGAUGGCCAUUUCCCCCAUGUAUUAUAUGGAAGAAGUUUGCCAUCAAAACCUCAUUCCCUGAAUCCAGAUAAAAAUUAUACUAUAUGUGAGUGACUCAGUGAAGCUUUUUUGAAAACCAAAUAUUGGAGUCUAACCAUUACUAUGUUUGUAUAUCUUCUUUUAGUUUAUAAAGCACUUUGCAUAUGUUAUUUUCUUUACAUCAACCCUGUAAAUUAGACAGGAUUUAAAAAUUUUUUCUGACUUACAGAAGUAUUAGAAUCUGAAAGCCAGAAAGAAUAGAAAAAUAGGGAUUAUGAACUGGGCUUUCGAACUCUCAAAUCUGAAUUUUUGUUUUCUUUGGUGCUAAGGAAGAAUUUAAAAACACAGUUUAGUAAACUUUGUUUCUCCUUUUUUUUUUUUUUUUUUAAAGGUUUUGUUAUCUAAUUUUGGCUAAGAUCUAAAUAAUAGACCAUGGAAAACUUAGGAGUUUCAGGUGUACAGUCUCAAAUAGGAACCAAGUGCACAUCUACUAAAUUUAUUUAUUUCAUACCUUUAUGAAAUUCAAUAAAGAAUGGGAAAUAUAAAAAUCCUACAGGGGCAUAUGAAGCUAAGUUCCAGGGCAGUAUGUGUGCUAGAAAUAAGUUAUCUUGUCAAAAUGGGAUAUUCAGUGAAAAUUGCAUAAUAAUUCAGAACUCUGUUCACCUUACCGCAUAUUCCCAAAUCUGUUAUUAAAAAGCACAUUAAGUUCCCUAGUUCCUGUUCAAAGUGUGAUAAAUUUAGUACGGGAAUGGCAUUUAUGGAAAAACAUUAAGUUAUCAUGAUCAUUUGUUUAAUGCCUAUCCCUAGGUAGCACUUGACCUGUAAAUGUAAAUCUAUUGAGUAUUUUUACAUUUUCUAAGAUUCAUUCAGAAGAGGCAUUACAGUUGGAAUCUGAAACCAAACUUUACAUGUAAACACGUUUAUUAUAAUUAUUUUUGUCUCCUUAAGGCUCAAAGUUGUUGUUAAACAACGUACAUUUGUCUAUAAAACUUUAAUAUAGUGUUCAAUCAUGACCAAAGUCAGACAAUGACCAAGGUAAGGAGAACUUCUCUAUUUCAGAUUAGUAAAAGUUUUGUAGCCUGUAUUAUGUAAUUUCCUUUCAGUAAUAUAUGCCUCAACAACAAAAAAUUUUUAGCAUUUUAUAGCUAGAGAGCUGUCACUUGGCUAUAGCCUGUUGUUACAUUAGGGAAGUCAUUCUAGAGGGAAAUAAACUGCCUCAAGACAAGUUGUUACUGGAAAGUGCUAUGGGCAAAACUACAAAGAGUGGUUCAAAUGUAGUUUCGCUUCCGAAUUUAGCAUAUGGAAAAUCAUGUAUGUAAUAUAGGCUAUCUUUACCUUUGCCAAACAAAUUAAAUUGAAAAAUCAAUUCUUACCUGGUAUGCUGUAUCCUGCAAUGUCACUUUUCAACCAGAUGUACUGUAUUGAAGGCUCCCUUAAAAACUGAUUAUAUGGUGCACAGUCUUCAGUUAGAAUAAAAAGAACUGCUUUCCUACCCAGAGGAAAAAAUCUUAACAUAAAAUCCCAUCCAAAGGAGUGUAAUUUCUAACAACAUCUAAUGAAUAAAAUGUUGCAUUUUGCUCAGCA
Molecule: messenger RNA, 3605 nt
Organism: Mustela erminea (ermine)
Lineage: Eukaryota; Metazoa; Chordata; Mammalia; Carnivora; Mustelidae
Gene: TUSC3
Product: tumor suppressor candidate 3
Exons: 11
Coding region: 178-1224 (348 amino acids)
Cellular component (GO): oligosaccharyltransferase complex
Source: RefSeq, a predicted model, not a curated record